AUGGUCAAGACACUUCCCUUCGGUGAUAUCCAAGUUCCCUCGCCCGGUUUCGGCGCGAUGGGUCUUAGUUUCGGGCUGGGAAGUAAUUUGAGUCUUGAGGAGGCGGAGCCGGUGCUUUUGAAGGCGAUUGAGCUUGGUUGUACAUUCUGGGAUACUGCUGUUAUCUAUCAAGCUGGUGUGAAUGAAAAGCUUCUUGGUGAUUUUAUCCGGAAGCAUAACGUUCGCGAUAAGGUUUUCAUUGCCUCGAAAUGUGGCUUCAUCGCCUUCGGAGGUGAGCUAGGAGUCACCAACUCUCCUUCGCAUAUCAAGGAGUACAUCGAGGGCACGAUUGAACGACUCGGUUUCACGCCUGACCUGUAUUAUCUCCACCGGAUUGAUCCCAAUACCCCUCUCGAGGAAUCCAUCCCCGCCCUCGAUGAAAUCCGCCAGGCAGGCAAGACCAAAUACAUUGGUCUGUCGGAGUGCUCUGCGGCGACAUUGCGCAAGGCCAAUUCCAUUGCCAAGAUCGAUGCCAUCCAAGCUGAAUACUCUGCUUUCGAGACAGUUCAUGAGACAGACGGUUUAAUCGAAACGGCAAAAGAGCUAGACGUCGCUUACGUCGCUUAUAGCCCUCUAGGACAUGGCUGGCUCGUGGAUAAUUUUGACUACAAGACGCCUGAUGACUUUGCCCCGGAUGAUUUCCGUCGUACGUCACCCAAAUUCCAAGGCGAAAAUUUCUACAAGAACAAGGCCAUCGUCGAGGAAAUCAAGAAACUCGCUGUUCGCAAGGGUUGCAGCAUCAGUCAAAUCGCUCUCGCUUGGGUUGCCGCCCAGGGUAUGAUUGCUAUCCCUGGUACUACCAAGGUGAAGCGAUUGGAGGAGAAUUGGGCAUCGAGAGAUAUUGAUUUGACCGAGGAGGAGAAGCAGGAGUUCCGCCGGAUUAUUGAUGCUGCUAAGCCUCAUGGUAACAGGUAUUCUGCUGCGCAUCAGUCUAUGGUUGGACAUUAG
Penicillium subrubescens is the source of this 987-nucleotide messenger RNA. RefSeq lists its product as uncharacterized. Lineage: Eukaryota; Fungi; Ascomycota; Eurotiomycetes; Eurotiales; Aspergillaceae. The coding region runs from base 1 to 987 and encodes 328 amino acids. Gene Ontology annotation, cellular component: cytoplasm. The record is from RefSeq and is a predicted model, not a curated record. The transcript has 6 exons.